AUGGUGGGCGAUGCUUUUGGUGUGAACGUGACCUAUGACGAACCUGAAGAUUUUGAUGGGGAAGAGUUUCCGAAUGAGGAAGCGCAAAUAUUUUGCCAGUUGUUGAAUGAGAUGAAUACGCCGUUGUUUGAGGGUUCGUUGGACUCAAAGUUAUCAAUGUGUGUGAGAUUAUUGGCUGCCAAGCAAAAUUGGAACAUUUCUGAUCAGUGUUUGUAA
Messenger RNA from Lathyrus sativus (Indian pea), 216 nucleotides. The record is from the annotation of a GenBank genome assembly. Lineage: Eukaryota; Viridiplantae; Streptophyta; Magnoliopsida; Fabales; Fabaceae.